Messenger RNA from Tripterygium wilfordii, 1521 nucleotides. RefSeq names its product cytochrome b561 and DOMON domain-containing protein At5g47530-like. NCBI's taxonomy places the organism in Eukaryota, Viridiplantae, Streptophyta, Magnoliopsida, Celastrales, Celastraceae. The transcript is spliced from 3 exons. The record is from RefSeq and is a predicted model, not a curated record. Bases 105 to 1289 code for a protein of 394 amino acids.
UAUAUCAACCUCAAACCCUCUCCUUCUCUCACACCAAGAACUACUAGAUUGAUAUCUUUGCUUCCACAACACAAAAAGAUCAUCAUCAUCAUCAGAAGAAAGCUAUGUCAAGCCAUUAUUUGCUAUGUCUCUUCAUUGUUCUUUUCAUGCUAUUCUUGUCAUCAAAUGCUCAAACAUGUGCCAAAUAUUCCUUCCAAAGCCACAGAAAAUACACUGCUUGCAAUGAUCUUCCCUACCUGAACUCAUUCCUCCAUUGGACCUAUGACAAUUCGACCGGGAAGCUCCAGAUUGCCUAUAGACAUGGAGGAAUCACUUCCUCUGACUGGGUUGCUUGGGCUAUAAACCCAACUUCAACUGGAAUGGUUGGUUCACAAGCACUUGUUGCUUACCAGAAAUCUGAUGGAACAGUCACUGCUUAUCCAGCUCCAGUGGAUAGUUAUCAGACUACCCUUCAAGAAGGAAAGCUUAGCUUUCAAGUCUCAGAAUUGUCUGCAACUUUUGCCAACAAUGAGAUGAUUAUAUAUGCCACUUUGGUUCUACCAGGAAAUUCUACUACUGUUAAUCAGGUUUGGCAAAAUGGUCCACUUUCUGCUAAUGGAGCUCCUGCUAGGCAUUCGGUUACCGGGGACAAUAUUCAGUCGUUGGGAACCCUGAAUCUUCUUUCGGGCGAGGGAACUUCUGGCGGGAAUUCAAAAGACAAGAAGAAAAAUAUUCAUGGAGUACUUAACACAGUAGGUUGGGGUGUAAUGAUGCCAUUGGGUGCCUUGAUUGCAAGAUACCUGAAGGUCUUCAAAUCUGCAGACCCGGCAUGGUUUUAUCUUCAUGUUGGUUGCCAAACCUCAGCCUACAUUAUCGGUAUUGUCGGAUGGGCAACCGGACUCAUACUCGGCAGCGAAUCUCCUGGUGUUGAACAAACUCCCCACAGAACAAUUGGGAUCAUCCUCUUCUGCCUUGGAACACUUCAGGUGUUUGCUUUGCUUCUAAGGCCAAAACCAGAUCACAAGUACAGAUUAUACUGGAAUAUCUAUCACCAUUCAGUUGGUUACUUAGUCAUCCUCCUCAGUGCCAUCAACAUAUUCAAAGGAUUUGAUAUAUUGCAGCCUGAGAAAAAAUGGAAGAAUGGUUACAUUGCUUUCAUUGUGCUUUUAGCCCUCAAAGCUGUGUUAUUGGAAGCUUACACCACAUGGUAUGUGGUCAUGAAGAGGAAGAGGUCAGAGAGUCAUGGAAAGAUGCCUCAUAAUGCAGAAAAUGGGGCUAGUAGGUUUGGUAGUAGGCACCAGCAGGUGUAGAUUGGUUGAUUUGCUUGGGGUUUUGGUUUGUCUUUUGCUCUCUGUAUUACACAUUGUGUAUAUCCAUCAAUGAGGAUAUUGAGGGUCAGUAGGGUGUUGAACCUACUCAGAUUAUUAUUUGUCUGAUUGUUUAUUGGUAUAUUUUGUUUAAUUAUCAUAGUAAUGUUGACUAUGUUUACAGAAACAGUGUAGACUAAACCCGUCUUUAUAAAUCGGUUAUUUUUGUUUGUAA